Molecule: messenger RNA, 1841 nt
Organism: Rhagoletis zephyria (snowberry fruit fly)
Lineage: Eukaryota; Metazoa; Arthropoda; Insecta; Diptera; Tephritidae
Biological process (GO): intracellular calcium ion homeostasis
Cellular component (GO): perinuclear region of cytoplasm
Molecular function (GO): nucleic acid binding
Source: RefSeq, a predicted model, not a curated record
UAUGUACAUAUGUGUGUAUGCAUAUCACUCUAGCUACCAGAAGCAACAUCAAAUCUUCAUCCAACAUGCAACGCAACAAAUCACCCAAUUGGAGCAACAGAAGCAACCAUUGGAACAGCAAAUGUUGGCAUCGGUAUUGCCCAAUGCAGCUGCGAUUUUGCCGGCAGUCGCCGCGUUACCUCCACAACAGCAGCAGCAACAGCCCAUUAUUCCGAAGAUUCCACCGCUUAUGGCGCAGAAGGUGUCCAUGCCAGAUGAUGAUGAUGAACUUAUGAAACCGCCUGGAGUUGAUGAUAAUAGUUAUGGCGGUGUUGGGAAUCAUCACUAUCAGCAACAACAGCAAUAUGACAACAACAUAAAUUUCGUUCCACCAAGUGGUCCGCAGCAAAAUAACUUUGCGCUCGACAACAUGCCGCAGCAGGGAGGAGCGGGGAAUUUCUUUAUACCGGACAUGUCAAAACCGCCUCCAGGUUUUGCGGGCAACGCUCCGCCCAGUGUCGUUGGCAACAAUCAAAUGCCGGCGGGCUUACAACAGCCAUUUGGCCAAAUGAACAACAUUCCGCACUCUGCCAAUAAUAAUAAUGGUAACGUAGGCGCUGGCAGCCUUGAUGGUGCGAACCUAAAUUCAGCUGCUGCCAAUAUUGAUGUACUAGCGUUAAACGCAGCCAUACAGCUUGUGUUGAAACAAAAUCAACAACUACAAAACUCUCAUCAGAAUUUAGAUGCAUCUGGGCAGCAACAUCUAACACUACCAGAAAUUCAAUCAGAUUCGCAGCAAUUAACACAAACUCAAAUGCCGCCGCAUCACAUGCUUGACAAUGAUGAGAUUUCUCCGCCAAUGGGUCUCAUGCCGUCCGAAAUGGAAAUGGAGGAACAAAAACCAUCAGCGCCUUAUUAUGACUUGCCUGCUGGAUUGAUGGUGCCAUUGAUACGUUUAGACGACUAUAACUACAAGGCUUUGGAUCCGGCUGAUAUACGCUUGCCACCACCUGCGCCACAAAGUGAACGUUUGACCAAUGCGCUAGCGGCAUUCUACGCACCACCAACGCACGAUCGGCCGCGUGAUACCGAGGGUUGGGAAAAGCUCGGUCUUUACGAAUACUAUAAAGUGAAAAAUGCGGCGAGAAAACAGAAAGAGGAUGAACUACAAAAAGGUGAACGCGAAAAAACACGUUCGCCUUCCCCUAUCGUCUUGGAAAAACCCAAAACAAAGAAAUCUAAUAAGCGCUGCUAUCGAUCGAAAAGUCGCAGUCGUUCAAAGUCACGAUCACCAUACCGAUCACCACCGCCUCCAGCGCGUCCAUCAAGACGCAAUCGCUACAGCCGACGUAGUCGUUCACCUAGAAGGUCACCACAGAGAGAUAGAAAUGAACGAGAGCGCGAUUCUUCAAACAGUAGUCGCGAAAAUCGAUCAGAACGAGCCAAUCCACGUCGAGAGCGCUCUGUCACUCCACCAAGUUUCUUUGGUGGAAAUUUUCCAAAGCCCAAUGAGUUUAUCGAGGAAUCUAAUAAGGGCCAUCAAAUGUUGAAAAAAAUGGGUUGGGCUGGCUCAGGCACUGGUCUAGGCUCAAAGCAACAGGGCAUCGAUCAACCUAUUUCAGGAGGCGAAGUACGCGAUCGCAAAGACAUGUUUAAGGGUGUAGGUGUUAAUAUGAACGAUCCCUUUGAAAACUUCCGUAAAAAUAAGGGUGCAGCGUUUGUGCAUCGAAUGCGUGCACGCGAUGAAAAGAGUUAAAUUAAUUUUUUAUAUUUUUUCAUAAUAUCCAUACACAUAUUAUUUAAAAGGCUAAAAUAUUAAUAAAGUUAAAUACCAACCUGGAAUGGAAACAUGUUGAACGUAA